AUGCGUCGCCGACAAAGCAUGCAAGUGCUAGAACUCGAGUCCAAAGUCGAACAACUAAUCUCCGAGAAUCGCAUGCUGGCCGAUGCGAAAGCGCAAGCCGAAAACAAUUCGCACCAUCGCGCCGCUGCCACUAUUGCGGAGCGCGAUGCCGUCAUUGAAUCAUUGCGGGCCGACCUGAACUGGAUGAAAAAAGAAAUCCAACGCCUGACCGAAGUGAACGAGGGUCUCAACAGCGCCAAUGCGCAUCUCGCACACCAACACAAUGAAAGAUACGGGCGCUUGGAAAUUGAACAUGCCUCCGCCUCACAAGAGCUAGAACGAUAUCGGGGCACCCGUGGCCAAUACACAAAGGCGCUCCAAGAAAAGGACGCCGAAAUCGAAGAUUUACGUCGACAGUUGGAGGCCACCAAGGAGCAGGUCAGAGAGAUGCAACGACAGAUCCUCGCCAACAAGCCUCCAGAUGCGGGCUUCCUCCGACUCAAGGAUGAGGAUCACUUCGAUCAUCGCUGCCAGCAGCUGUGUGCCCAUGUCCAGCAAUGGGUGCUUCGUUUCUCCAAGUUCUCUGACAUGCGCGCUUGUCGCUUGACCAACGAGAUCAAUGACGAGAAGAUCAUCGACCGUCUCGACAACUCCGUGCUGGAUGGAUCCGAUGUCGAUGACUACCUCGGCGACCGAGUGAAGCGUCGCGAUGUUUUCAUGUCUAUGACUAUGAACAUGAUAUGGGAGUUCGUCUUCACCCGCUACCUCUUCGGUAUGGAUCGUGAGCAACGACAGAAACUCAAGUCGUUGGAGAAACUGCUCUCCGAUGUUGGCCCGCCUCACGCCGUCCGCCAAUGGCGUGCCGUGACAUUGACUCUACUCUCCAAGCGGCCUUCUUUCGGUGACCAACGCAAUGAAGACACGGAAGCUGUGACGCAAGCCAUCAUCCAGACACUCUCCGUCAUCCUGCCGCCUCCUUCCAAUAUGGAGGCACAGAUUAUAUCACAACUCCGCCGUGUCAUGCGUGAGGCCGUGGACUUGUCCAUCGAAAUGCGCACGCAGCGCGCCGAGUACCUGAUGCUGCCUCCGCUGCAGCCCGAAUAUGACGCCAACGGCGAUCUGGCUCAGACAGUUGCCUUCAACGCAUCACUUAUGAAUGAAAGAUCUGGAGGUUCAAGAACCAACGAAGAACUCGAAAGUCAGGGCGCCAUUGUGCGUUCGGUCCUGUUCCCGCUCGUUGUCAAGAAAGGUGAUGACAACGGAGUCGGGGAUGAUGAGAUUGUCGUCUGCCCGGCUCAAGUUCUGAUUGCCAGGGUGCAACGACCCACGAUUCGGAUGGUCACCCCAUCAUCGGACCAUGGCGGUGUGCCAUUGUCGCGAGACGGUACGCCGUCCGUAGCGUCCAAGACCAGUAGCAUGCCCCUGUCGCCUCCCCAUACUUAA
Pseudomassariella vexata is the source of this 1422-nucleotide messenger RNA. RefSeq lists its product as uncharacterized. The record is from RefSeq and is a predicted model, not a curated record. The coding region runs from base 1 to 1422 and encodes 473 amino acids. Lineage: Eukaryota; Fungi; Ascomycota; Sordariomycetes; Amphisphaeriales; Pseudomassariaceae. The transcript has a single exon.